GGGGGUUUCCCCAAAUUUGUAGAAUCCUGUUCCGGCGGAGUAGGGAACCGGAUGGUCGGGUCGGACGAACAACGUGCAACGAACCGUUAUUGAUUUUGUGUCUACGCUUGACUAACGAAUGUGUGUGAUUGGUAGAUCACAAUGGUAGAUGUUUUCUCCCUGGUUAUUGGUUCGGUUGUCGUCGUGUGCGUCAUCCAACUACUUCGACUGAUCGUCGCAGACUGUGACCUAGUGCUGCAGUGGGCCACGAAAUUUGGAAAAUCUCCAAAAUGUCUGAAAGGUAAAGUGGUCUGGGUGACUGGGGCCUCGAGUGGUAUCGGGGAGUCCCUUGUUUACGAGCUGGCAUCUGCCGGAUGUCGUCUGGUGCUGUCUGCCCGUCGAGAAGAGGAGCUGCACCGAGUCAAGAAGCAAUGUCUCACAUGUGGGCCGCUCAAAGACAAAGACAUCAUGGUGGUGCCGUUAGACAUGGUCAAACAAUACGAACAUGCAUAUGCCGUCAAGAAAGUUCUCAAGCAUUUUAAACAGAUAGACAUUCUUGUGAACAACGCCGGUAGGUCACAGCGGGCUGACUGGGUGAAUACAUCCAUCGAUGUUGAUCGUGAGAUGCUGGAGACCAACGUCCUAGGAACCUUAUCGCUGACUAAAGCUGUCCUUCCAGACAUGAUAGCUCGGAGAGACGGGCACAUCGUGGUCAUGAGUAGUGUUGCUGGGAAAGUGGGAGCGCCAUUGUCCGGAUCAUACACUGGGUCUAAACAUGCACUCCAGGGCUGGUUCGAGUGUUUGCGGAUUGAACAAUAUUCCAACAACAUCAAGGUGACGAUGGUUUGUCCUGGACCUGUCUUCUCCAGCUUGCUGUCUAUUGCCAUGACGGAGGAGAAAGGAAAGGUGGUGGGAGGGGAGAUGAUACCAGGGGAAAAGAGGAUGGCAACAUCCCGGUGUGCCAGUCUGACAGCUGUCGCCAUCGCCAACCAGCUGGAUGAGGUGUGGAUCUCGGAGCACCCAGUACUGGUCUUUACCUAUAUGUUCCAGUACCUUCCUUCCUUUGCAAGAAGACAGGCCUGUAAGAUAGGUCUUGCCCAGUUGAAGAAGAUGAGAGAGGGUCAGUAGGGAUGAGCCCAUAGCUACCAUCACUGACCAGCACUUACCAGUACUGACCAGCCCUGACCAGCACAAUACAAGACAUUUCACAGCUCACGCUUCACUGAACACACAAUCCCAAAGUGAAAUAUCCCAGAUUAACAAACUUCUUGGUUGCUGAAUGUUAAUGAGGCAAUGUCCUGAUGUAUACCUGGUAGCUAGGUUUCUGAACCAAAUGUAGGAUGGUGUGAUAUGAUUUUGCCUUUCUGUUCACAUAUAUUUGAACUGGAUGUGUGUACUAUAUUUUCCUGCAUAAUUGUCCUUGUUCAAUCAAGUAGUAACAUGCAUUAUUACCUUCAUUUUCCAAAUAUAAUGCUUCCUAAACGAAUCUGAAUCUUGGUGGGGUCUGAGGCUGGCAUCUGAUUUUUUUUUGUCUUCACAAGAUAAUGAUUAUGUGAUUGUAUACCAUGGUUUUAUGCAUGUUUAUGUGUUUAUUUUCAAAUUUGUCUUGUUAAAUAUCAAGAGCAUUUUUCCCUGUUUCCAGUCACAUUGACAUCUGUUUUGAGUUGGAAGAGAAUUUAUGGAUGUCAACAUAUACUCUGAAACAUUGUGUUCCUCCUAAUAAAGAAGUUGACAUCCAUGAAUUCUCUUAUUUAUGAGUAUCACUUCUAAAUGCCUAUCAAAGACUCGUUUUGAGUUGCUUCCAAAAGACUGGAUCCAAGAGUGUAAAAAUAUAUUGAAUAACCUAAAAAACAAUCAGUACCCCCAAACAUUAUCUGGAGCCCUGACAAGUGUUUUAUGGUUCAAGUAACUAGCCAAUGGCAGAUCUUUUUUAUGGGUGAUUAUUCUCUCCUUCCUACGUCAACGGGGGCACGGGUGGCCCAGUCGUCUAAGGCGCCGCGAUUCGCUGUGCAGAGUUGCGUCCCUUGGGCGCGCCAGAAACCUAUGAUUGUGGGUUCGAAUCCCGGUUCGGCCCGAUUAUGUUUCUA
Haliotis rufescens (red abalone) is the source of this 2066-nucleotide messenger RNA. RefSeq names its product dehydrogenase/reductase SDR family member 7-like. Gene Ontology annotation, molecular function: oxidoreductase activity. Bases 142 to 1107 code for a protein of 321 amino acids. The record is from RefSeq and is a predicted model, not a curated record. The transcript has 9 exons. NCBI's taxonomy places the organism in Eukaryota, Metazoa, Mollusca, Gastropoda, Lepetellida, Haliotidae.